GACACCUAAGGUUGUUACAGAAGCUGAUGUUAUAACAGAGACCACUCAUAUCACAUCUCAAGCACCUGAAGUUAUGGUGAAGACAAAUGAAGCCAUGUCAGAGACACCAGAAGUUACAGAUCAGACACCUUUGUCGAUAUCUGAACUGUCAGAGGUGCCUGAGAUUGUACCUGAAACACCUGACAUUCAUUUUGUCCAACGGCAACCUGCAGAGGAUGACACCCCAACUCCUAUCUUGAAAGUGGAAGAUAUCACUGUUGUACUGAAUGACUUGACAACUACUAUUCAAAAGACUUUCUCCUCCACAUUACAAACCUUGCCACAGGACAUUUCCAAUGAUAUUUUAGACGAAAACAACAUGAUUGGAAAUGAAAUAGAUGACGUUGUGGUCCGACCCAUACGUCCUAUCGGAGACCAUAUUGUGGAGCUGAGUAUUAAGCUAAGAGGUAAAAGCUAUGAUGAUGCUCUGAGAGAUCCAUCAAGUUACACCUAUCAAAAUCUAUCGGAGAUGUUCAUUGAUAAGAUUGAAGAGGUUUUUGAAAAGCUCCCAGGGUUCAAGAAAAUAUUUGUCCUUGAAUUCAGGCCACAGAAGGACAUUGAAGGAGGCCUAGCAGUUGUGGUGCACUACGCUGUGGUUCUUGAGGGCGAUGGUGCGGGAAUAAGUAAUGAGACCAUGGAUUACAUAAACUUGCAUUUCAACAUGGUUGAGAACCCCUUCACAGAUCCCGAUGAGCUUCCCACUGUGGUCUACACAAUCACAGACUUACGAAACUACAUCAGCGAAGCCCUCCACAAGGAGAAUUUCAUCAGAAACACCACUCUGGAUGUGGACCCUGAUUCUUUGCAACUGGAAAACGUGGAGACAUUGCUGCCUUCCAAACCAACCAGCAGACCGCUUGACUCCAAUGACAUGAUGGAUAAUGUUCUUGCCUCUGAGAAACCACCAGAUGUUCCUGGGCAGGAAUUAUCCAACAAUGACAUCUUCAUUGGAAACAAUGACUUCCUUAACCCUGUUCACACUUUUGAUACCUGGAUGGAUGGACAAAAUAAGGACACAAAUGCAAAUGAUGUGAUCAUCUUUGAAGAAAGUACCACUCUAUCUCCCGCAGAAGUGUCUUUGAAGAAUUUGGACAUUGAGAUUAUGACCUCUAAAUCUGAGACCUCAAGCAGUGCACCUGCUCCUGCUGCGGGGUACGAUGGUAUUCUUGAAGAAGAGGGAUUCUUACAGACUGCAACUACAGUGAGUCCUAACACAGGCACGACAACUGGAGUUGUAUUACUUACAGAGUCACCUCCCAAAAUAGAAGAGACACCAGUUUCUCCUGUAGAACCUCCUGAUGUUGAGGUGACUUCUCAGAGUGAUUUUAUAGACCUGGGCUCGGGCUCAGGUUUCUCUGGGGAUCACCUAGGUCCUGACAUCUGGCCUUGGGUAUCAGGAACACCACAAGUCUUGACGGAUGAUGAGGAUAAUGAAGACGACGAGGAUGAGGUACACCAACCUCGGGAAACUCAUGAAUCUUUAGAGGAACAGCUUAAACCUCCUCACCAAGAUUUUCCACCUGAUGAGACAUUCUUGGACAGGGUUCUUGUGACACAAGACAUUCGUACCCAUCCUCACUAUACAACAACUGACCAAGCCCCAGUUUUUUUGACUAUGGAGACUUUGACUGUCGAGCUUUCUUUGCAGACCCAAGUAGCCCCUGAACAAUAUGACUAUUUUCCAGAUGAAUCUACCACCGUGGGCACACUUGUGACCAAUCCACCCUUGCAACAUGUCUACACUUCAGCAGAAGCUCAAGAUGUAGAUGCAUCACAAAGUCCUGAUACAGUCAGUUCACCUACUGAUAGAGACUAUACAGAACUACUUGUUACGCCCACUGUAAUCCCACCAAGCACGGCAGUAGCUACGAAUAAGUAUACUACUUCAACAGACAACAAACAGAGUCAGGAAACUGUGGGUGCAUCAGUUGCAACAAAGUCAAGUGAAAUCCCUCAAACCACGCAGUUACCUGUAAUCCUAGACACUGAUACAGUUUCUGAGGAAGGUUCUACCACUUAUUCAGAAGCUGUUGAGCCUGUAACCAAGGGGAUCACAGAGUUACCUGUACUCAUAUGGACAGAGGUGGAAGGAUUAGAUGAAGAAGUCAAGAUUCUAGAUGAGAAUAUGGAAAUCAUUGGGCUUGUGCCUACCGAAAACCCAGUGACUAAACUCUCGGAAGAGGAUUUAUUUGGGGAUGAGAUCUUGGUUGCAACAACAGCCCCAAUAACAAUAGCCACUGAUGGACCAAGUUUAGAUCAUUCAGUUUCCCUGUCUCCUGAAAAGGACUCUCCAUUCACUCGGAUAUCACAUUCAUCAAUAGAUGAGGAUGAACCUGUACCAGAAUCAACCACAGAACCUCUAUCUACCCAGUCAACCACACAUUCAGUUCUGCAAGAGACGACUUCAGAGACUCCAACUUAUGCGUUGCACACUUAUAUUGCAACUACUGCAGAGGAGCCUGUUUCAUCAGAGAAUGUUGACGAUGGGAGUUCAACUACAAUAUUGAAUUCAUCCACAAUGUCUCUCAUUCCAGAUGUUUCAGAACAUUUGGAGACUGUUAGUUCCACCAAGGUACCAUCAUUUUAUAAUCCAACGUUCAGACCUACCGACAAGAUAGUUAAUCCUGGAGAAACUUCAGACAAUUCCAUACAAGAACACACUGUAGGGUCAAGAUCUGACAUCACAGGCUUCACCCUACCUACCGAACUAUCAAUCCAAAGUUUAGAUCAUUCAGUUUCCCUGUCUCCUGAAAAGGACUCUCCGUUCACUCGGAUAUCCCAUUCAUCAAUAGAUGAGGAUGAACAUGUGCCAGGAUUAACCACAGAACCACUACCUACCCAAUCAACCACGCAUUCAUUUCUGCAAGAGACGACUUCAGAGACUCCAACUUAUGCGGCGCACACUUAUAUUGCAACUAUUUCAGAGGAGCCCGCUUCAUCAGAGAAUGUUGACGAUGAGAAUUCAACUACAAUAUUUAAUUCAUCCACAAUGUCUCUCAUUCCAGAUGUUUCAGAACAUAUGGAGACUGUUAGUUCCACCAUGGUACCAUCAUUACAUAAACCAACGUUCAGACCUACCGACAAGAUAGUUAAUUCUGGAGAAACUUCAGACAACUCCGAACAAGAACACACUGUAGGGUCAAGAUCUGACAUCACAGGCUUCACCCUACCUAACGAACUAGUGAACUCUGACAGUACUACUAUGAAAGUUCCUCCUCCAGUUAACCCCAAUAUAACAGAAUUUGAAGUUUCGUUCGACAUCUUCCCGUUUGAUGGACCAAGCCAUGGCGAAGAUGAUGGUAGUGGGUUCGCUCGUGAGACUGACUUGGCUAGUAUUGCCUUGCCAGCCAGUCCUGGAAGGGCAUUAAUAGUGUUUUUCAGCCUCAGGGUCACCAACAUGAUGUUUUCAGAAGAUCUGUUCAACAAGAGCUCUACUGAGUACAAGGCUCUUGAGCAGCAGUUUCAGGAGCUGCUCGUGCCAUAUCUACAAUCCAACCUCAGCAAUUUCCAAAAUUUAGAGAUCUUAAACUUCAGGAAUGGCAGCAUUGUGGUAAACAGCAGGAUGAAGUUUGGCAAGCCAGUUCCCAAUGGAGUGACAACAGCAGUGUACUUGAUCUUGGAGGACUUCUGUAAUACCGCAUACCAAACCAUGAAUCUAGCAAUAGACAAGUAUUCAUUGGAUGUUGAAUCAGGUGAUCAGGCUGAUGCGUGUAAAUUCCAAGCGUGUAAUGAGUUCUCCCAGUGUUUAGUCAACCGCUGGUCAGGCGAGGCGGAGUGUGUUUGCAAUGCUGGCUAUUUUAGCGUGGACGGGCUGCCAUGUCAGAGUAUCUGUGACAUACAGGAAGACUUCUGCCAGAAUGAUGGGAAAUGUGACAUCAUACCUGGCAAGGGAGCCAUCUGCAGGUGUCGAGUCGGUGAAAACUGGUGGUAUCGAGGCGAACACUGCGAGGAGUAUGUGUCAGAACCACUGGUGGUUGGCAUCGCCAUUGCCUCGGUCGCAGGGUUCCUCCUCGUGGCGUCGGGCGUGAUCUUAUUCCUCGCCAGGACUCUGCGAGACCAGUAUGACACGGAUGAUUCAGAAGACCCUUUACGAUUUGCAGAGAACGUGCCAUCUCUAGAAAGAGCUACUAAGUACAAUCCCAUGUUUGAAAGCGAAGCAACUACGGGCUAUAGUCGGUACUACCGCCGUUACCCAGAUACCCCUGCGUACAGCACCGGCAGCGCUGAGAUCUCCACGGACUUCAGCAGUGAGGAAAUACGACACAUUUAUGAAAACACUGAACUUACGAAAGAGGAAAUCCAGGACCGUAUUCGAAUUAUCGAGCUGUAUGCCAAGGACCGCCAGUUUGCUAAUUUUCUCCAACAGCAUCAAGGGGCACUUGAUGCCAGACGAGAGAGCUCUAGUAAUUAGAGUUGCAGACUAAACCCAAGACACUUGCCUUUUUUCUUGAACGCAAGAAGAUCUUCUGCCAUGGUGGAGGAAAGUUUGCGGGGAAAGUAAACGGACUAAAGAUUUGAUUUGAAUCAUUUAUGGAGAAGUGAGCAACCGUCACCAUGAUGGAUGAACAGAUUGUGAUCUAAUGUAGAAAAGCGAUGUAUUUGUGACUAUGUUUACUGUUUUUAACAAUGGGCUGAUUUAUUGCUGCAAUGUCAAGGCCAUAUUUAUUAACACGUUAGUGACGCAUACAGUAUCAUGUCAUGUGACCACACCAGAUAACACAACUAUACGUCCGGGCAUCAUGUUUGUUCCUCUCUUUUGCGAUGGAAAGCCUGUAUGGUUUUUCAUUUGUCAGUGCCUUUACUUUGAUUCUUACUCGUCGUUUUUAUUUGCAAUGUGAGACGUAAUUGUCUUGAAACACGGACUGACUGAAGAGAGAACGUUUCGCAAUAGCUAAACUAUUAAGUGUAGGCCUAGUUCCAUAUUUAUAUUUGCAACUUUAACAUUUUACGUUUUUGGCCCUUGUGGUUAAUUUUAUUUGUGAUUGUCCAUACAUAAUUGAAUUCAACUUUAGGAAUGUGUUUUGUGUUUAGUGACUCUCCUGCAGUGGUAAUUUUUUCUACUUUUGUAAAACACUUGCCACACACACACACACACACACAAGUAUAUUAAAUGCAUGUUAACGUCCAUUACCACAACAGAUUUGUUCUAUUCAUGUAUAUUUUUAAUUUGAUUGAUUUCCACUAUGAUUUUCAUGGUUGGUCACAGCACAAGUUCUAUUUUUCCGAAUAAAGAAUAGUGCACAAUGAUUUGAUUUAAAUGUAAAUAAAUUUUGUCCAUGUUA
Pimephales promelas (fathead minnow) is the source of this 5321-nucleotide messenger RNA. The record is from RefSeq and is a predicted model, not a curated record. Lineage: Eukaryota; Metazoa; Chordata; Actinopteri; Cypriniformes; Leuciscidae.